UGUUGGGCGGACUCCCCAUGGCCAGAGGCUGAGCUCCACUCCCGCCGGCCGCUCCCUAGGGGAAGGGAAAGAAGAGGGGAGAAGAGAGAGAGGCCACCAGCGAGCGAGCGAGCGCGGGCCGCAUCCGCAGUCUGCAGAAGUUUGAGACUCGGCCGUGAGCGGACUUGUGCGCCCGGACUCUGCCGCGCCAGCGCCGGGGGAAAAGAGCAGGGCUGCCUGGCCGCAGCGCGCCGGCUUUGUCAUGAUGGCCAGCUACCCCGAGCCCGAGGACGCGUCGGGGGCCCUGCUGGCCCCGGAGCCCGGCCGCGCGGCCAAGGAGCCCGAGGCGCCGCCGCCGCCGAGCCCGGGCAAGGGCGGCGGCGGCGCCGGGACAGCCCCGGAGAAGCCGGACACGGCGCAGAAGCCCCCGUACUCGUACGUGGCGCUCAUCGCCAUGGCGAUCCGCGAGAGCGCCGAGAAGAGGCUCACGCUGUCCGGCAUCUACCAGUACAUUAUCGCCAAGUUCCCGUUCUACGAGAAGAACAAGAAGGGCUGGCAGAAUAGCAUCCGCCACAACCUCAGCCUCAACGAGUGCUUCAUCAAGGUGCCGCGGGAGGGCGGCGGCGAGCGCAAGGGCAACUACUGGACGCUGGACCCGGCCUGCGAGGACAUGUUCGAGAAGGGCAACUACCGGCGCCGCCGCCGCAUGAAGCGGCCCUUCCGGCCGCCGCCCGCGCACUUCCAGCCCGGCAAGGGGCUCUUUGGGGCCGGAGGCGCCGCGGGCGGCUGCGGUGUGGCGGGCGCGGGGGCCGACGGCUACGGCUACCUGGCGCCCCCCAAGUACCUGCAGUCCGGCUUCCUCAACAACUCGUGGCCGCUACCGCAGCCGCCCUCGCCCAUGCCCUAUGCCUCCUGCCAGAUGGCGGCGGCCGCGGCGGCGGCGGCAGCGGCCGCGGCGGCAGCGGGCCCGGGCAGCCCGGGAGCGGCCGCGGUGGUCAAGGGGCUGGCGGGCCCAGCCGCCUCGUAUGGGCCGUAUUCACGCGUGCAGAGCAUGGCGCUGCCUCCGGGCGUGGUGAACUCGUACAACGGCCUGGGAGGCCCGCCGGCCGCGCCCCCGCCGCCGCCGCAUCCCCACUCACACCCGCACGCACACCAUCUACACGCGGCCGCCGCACCCCCGCCAGCCCCGCCGCACCACGGGGCCGCCGCACCGCCCCCGGGCCAGCUCAGCCCUGCCAGCCCGGCUACCGCCGCGCCCCCGGCGCCCGCGCCCACCAACGCGCCCGGCCUGCAGUUUGCCUGCGCCCGGCAGCCUGAGCUCGCCAUGAUGCAUUGCUCUUACUGGGACCACGACAGCAAGACCGGCGCGCUGCACUCGCGCCUCGAUCUCUGAGAGCCCAGCGCACGCCAGAUGCGAGGAGGCAGGGACGCGCGACGCCGGUCUUGGUCGCAGCCACCGCCGCCAGUCGGACCGCGCACCCGCUGGGGCCGCAUCCUGAGCCAGCGCCUACGGCUCCUCUGCGCCUCCUCGCUCCUCUCAGCUUCUCUCGCUCCUCUUUGUCUCCUCCGCGUCUCCUCCUGUGCUCGCUUCCCUGCCCUCCACGCCCUUUUGCUCCUCCGGCCUGCAGGCCGCCUCUCCGCGCGCUUUUGGAAGGCCUCGUCUCUUCCCGGUGCCCCAGCGCCAAAGUUGGCACCGCACGGUUCACGGCGGAGAGGAAGCACCGGGGCCGAGGCGCAGCUGGGCGCCGGCAGCGCAGACCUCUCGGCCUUCUCGCACAGGUCGGUGCGCCCGCUCUCGGCUUUCCCCACCCGGCUGCCGAGCAAUCCUCGGCUCGAAGCGCUGGCCUGGGUCGGCAACAGGACUCGCGCCGCCCGAGAAAGGGACGAACGUGUGUCAGCUCCGCGUACCUUCUUGGAGCUGUUCAGAAGCCGCUAGCCCGGGCCCACUGGGCGGGGCGGGGGUUGGGCCCGAGCAGGGAGCCAGGGCCGCCUCGCUCGGCGGCCUGCGCCCGGGUUUACACCACAUCCCGGCUCAGAGAGAGGCUGCCUUUUCUCCGCUCUCCGUCCUGGCGCUUCGGGCACCUCCAGGCCCAGGCGGCUGGGUAAUGUUUUGCUAAAAAGAUCAGUAGGGCUAUUUUAGAUAAUAUCAAAAAAUAUUUUUUAGGGAAAAACACUCACCGGGAAAACCGGCGAAGUAUUGUGGCCUUGGAGUUUGCUAAAGCAAAACAUGAAAAUCUUCUCUUCCAGAAGAUUGGAAGUAGAAUUCCUGUCGGGCCUUCAAAAAGCUGUGGUCGGAGAGAGAGGUAGACGAAUAUGCUCAGUAAAAGAUGGUUUCUUCUACGAAUUGGGGGAUUUUUCCCUCUCUCCUUAUCUAAAAAUAAAAUAAUAAAAACAAAUUUCCCCGGAUCUUCCGAUGCAAGCCCCGAGUGCCGGGCGAUCACCGCCUGCCUGGCGGACGCUGCAGGGACGGCUCGUCCUCUCCCUGAUUUUUAUUUUUCAAACGUCUUGCUUCUCCCACCCUGGGCAGGAGAAAUGUGAAACCUGGCAGCAGUCGGACCAGGCGGGCUUGGGACACGGAGCCGGCCGGCCCAAAAACCCGAGACCUGGUUGUCCUGUAGUGUGUCGUUUGGAGGACCAAAUUUUCUAGAGAGAACUAGAGCACUUUUGUUGUUUUGUUCCUUGUUUGUUGUUGUUGUUUUUGUCUUGUCAAUUCCCGAAUAAAUUUUUUGUUCUUUCUUUUAA
Diceros bicornis minor is the source of this 2721-nucleotide messenger RNA. RefSeq names its product forkhead box L2 (gene FOXL2). Lineage: Eukaryota; Metazoa; Chordata; Mammalia; Perissodactyla; Rhinocerotidae. The record is from RefSeq and is a predicted model, not a curated record. Gene Ontology annotation, molecular function: RNA polymerase II cis-regulatory region sequence-specific DNA binding; DNA-binding transcription factor activity, RNA polymerase II-specific. Bases 242 to 1372 code for a protein of 376 amino acids. The transcript has a single exon. Gene Ontology annotation, biological process: regulation of transcription by RNA polymerase II; anatomical structure morphogenesis; cell differentiation.